This is a messenger RNA of Guillardia theta CCMP2712, 2451 nucleotides long. RefSeq lists its product as hypothetical. The record is from RefSeq and is a predicted model, not a curated record. Gene Ontology annotation, molecular function: protein binding. NCBI's taxonomy places the organism in Eukaryota, Cryptophyceae, Pyrenomonadales, Geminigeraceae. Bases 1 to 2451 code for a protein of 816 amino acids. The transcript is spliced from 7 exons.
AUGGCAGGCAGGCUGAGGGGAGAGGAGGGCGAGCAUGGCGAGAGCGCCGCCAUGCUCUCUGAAACUGAGCCAAGAAGGAAUCCAGUGAACCUAGCUAGACCAGAGCUCUCCUUUGUUGAAGGCUGUGUACCUCGAGGAGUGAAGCAAAGGUGCGAAAACGUGGAGGGCGGACAAAAAUUGCCAUCGCAAGGGAGGAGUGAGAGCACGAGGGGGAGGCUGAAGAAGAUCCCUCGCGGAGCAUCCCUGCAUGGUCUCUUUGUGCUCUUUGUCUCUGUUUGCACCUGGAACUCCUUCGCAUCAGGUUUAUACAGAGAUGGGUAUGAGGUGGUGGAAACCGGACCUGGAGGCUUCUUCGGCGCGUUCCUUGACAAUGACUCAGGAACAGCAUGGUUCGGCAUCGACGACAGCCCUGCACGACUGAUCAGAGUGGAUCUGAACACCAUGACUGUCACAGGGAAGCUGGAGCUCCGCAAAGACGAGCAGCGGCUGUGGUGCAUGGUGAAACAUGGAAACUUUGGUUACAUUGGGGUAGAGUCGCCAGGAGGGAGGCUGGUUGGAGUGGACCUGGACAAGAUGGAGCGUCUAGGAUAUGCAACGGCGUCCAACUUUCCCCUGCUCGCUGGAAGAGUUGUCGGCAACUACGGUUACUUCUCUGCCGGAUCGAACCCCGCCACGGUCAUGCGCCUGCAUCUGCUGCAGAUGCAGCAAGGGAAGUGCCAGGACUGGGAUCAGUGCAGGUUCGAAGUUGCUCUGCAGCAAGGAGAGGAAGCAGUGCGCUCGAUCUUCCCGGAUGCGAACGAGCAGCACAUUUUCCUGGCCCUCUACACCUCCCCUGGUAGGAUCGUCAAGCUGGCGAUUCCGAGCUUGACCCGAGUGGCGCAUCUGGAUCUUGCUCCUGGAGAGGACAAGAUCCUCAGCGGAGUCCGGUACGGUGACUAUGGCAUCUUCGGUACUGCCACGUCACCUGGUCGGCUGUUGAAGAUUCACCUCCCCAGCAUGACGAAGACAGCCUCGCUGACGCUGGUGGACGGGGAGGACAGGCCGGCUACCAUCAUCGUCAAGGGGAGGCAUGCCUUCAUCGGGUUCGGCUCUGCCUGGGCUGAAGGGACUUCCUCCGUGCUCAAGGUGGACCUGGAGAGGAUGGUGCGCGUUAGCGCCAUCAUCACCAAGGAGGGUCAGACUUGGCUCUACACGGGUCUCGGGUACGGCAAGUACGCCUUCUUCGGUACCCGGGGCACCGCCACCUCCAAGCAUGCUACCAUCCUGCGGGUCAACACGAACCCCACCUUCCCCGGCAUCCCCAUCCCCCCCGUCUUCAACCGCAGCGGCUCCGACUACAUCGAGCUCAACUGGCUCAGGGAGUACCCCGAGUACCACAACGGCGGCGCUCCCAUCAUUGGCGCUCGCGUUCUCCUGCGGCCUUCGAACCAUCACGACUGGACGAGCGAGCAUGUGUACGGCUAUGCUGCUCCUGACCCCGCAGCUCCCAAGAACAGGAUUUCGCGUGUCCAUGAGGAGCCGGUGGACCUCGAAGCGCACGGGUAUGUGGCGCGGGUGGAUCAGUUGGACGCAGAGAGCGGCUACAAGUUCGCCGUCAUCCUGACCAACGAAGUGGGUCCGAGCCAUAGGAGCAGGAGCUCGCUCGAGAUGAGAACUGCCGUCUCCUAUGUGGUGGAGCUCUGCUGGGUCGGCUUCGUCCUGCUCGUCUGCGCCAUCCUCGGCGCCAUCUACUACUUCGGGGUGAGCCUUGCUCCCCGGUUGGACGCGCUGUAUUGGGACAACGAGAGCGAGGAGGAAGCAGGGAGCUCCCUGCUGAGGAGCGGGAAGGUCUUCAUCUCCUCUACCAUCCCACUGACUGGCUCCUCUGCUGGGGUCGACCUGCCGGAGGAAGGGAGGAAGGGACUGAGAGCCGUGGCGGGCAAGGUCGCCAACUCCUUCUCCUCGUGGAUCAGUCAGCCCAACGCCGUCCGGAAGCUGCUCGGGGGGGUGACCCUCUUCUCCGUCCUCGGAUCUUCUUCGGUCGCCCUCCAGUACCUUCUCAUCGUCUUCGUCCACCAGCAGCAGCCGUGGCUCGAGAAGCCCUCCCGCUACCUCUACAGCAUCGUCACCGUCGUCUGUAGCGGCGCCCUUGCAUGGGCCAUGGCCUCUGCCUUUGCGGCUCUUCAGGCCAGAGAGUACGACCAUGCGCGAAGAGUUGCCGUCGCGUCGCUUCUCGUUGCAUGGGCGACCAUGAUCUCUUCCAUCACCGUGAUCAUUGCAUGGACCUCUUCUCAUCUCUCCCCUGAUACGGCGGCCAUCACUGCAUGGGCCUCAUCUUUCUGCCUUGUCUUCGGCCUGCUGGGGGUCGUCGUGGAGACCGUCAUCUCUAUCCUAAGGACCCAUGGACAGCCCGCGCAGACCGUCACUCUCCCGGAGCUGGGACUCUCCGACUGGUUGACAGAGCGACUUUAG